This is a messenger RNA of Geosmithia morbida, 1116 nucleotides long. Its product is annotated as Ornithine cyclodeaminase/mu-crystallin family. The transcript has a single exon. The record is from RefSeq and is a predicted model, not a curated record. Gene Ontology annotation, cellular component: cytoplasm. The coding region runs from base 1 to 1116 and encodes 371 amino acids. NCBI's taxonomy places the organism in Eukaryota, Fungi, Ascomycota, Sordariomycetes, Hypocreales, Bionectriaceae.
AUGUCCGACCUCGUCGUUGUCGGCGACUCCGCCGUGCACGAGCUGCUCAUCGGCCUCUCCAAGGACGAGAUCCUCGACUUCCAGCGGGACCUGGCGCAGUCGCUGAUGCACGUCUCGGUCCAGAACGAGGGCCAGUACCAGCCCGUAGCCGGGGUGGUCAACCGGCCCGACGGCCAGAAGGUGCUGUUCCGCUCCUUCACGUCGCCGGAGCUCGUCGGCACCAAGAUCAUCGUCGACGCGGCGCCCGCCUUCGACGCCGACGGCGGGAAGGUCCAGAGCCCCCUGCGCGGCAUGCUCUCCCUCGUGGACGCCUCGGGUGCGCCCAAGGGGCUCGUCAACGCCGCCGGCGUCACCGCCUUCCGGACGUCGCUGUGCGCUCUGAUCCCCUACAUGUGGAGGCGCGACACGGAGAGCAUCCUCGUGUUCGGCGCGGGGAAGCAGGCCCUCUGGCACAUCCGCCUGGCGCUCGCCCUGCGCGGCUCCGAGAUCAAGAGCAUCGUCGCCGUGAACCGCUCCGGGUCGACGGCGUCGGCCAUGAUCGACACCCUCAAGGCGGAGAACGGCAGGUACUGGAAGUCGUCGGCCGAGCUGACCUUCCUCGACUCCUCGCGGCCCGGCAGCAAGGAACGCCUCGCGCAGCUCACGGCCGGCGCCGACGUCAUCUUCUGCACCGUCCCCUCAACCGCCCAGCUCUUCUCCCUCGACGACGUCCUGGGCGGCGGAGAGCGCAGGAGGAACCCGCUCAUCUCCGCCAUCGGCGCCUGGCAGCCCCAGAUGAUCGAGCUCGACCCGGAGAUCCUCAGGUACGCCGCCCGGAAGGAGGGGGCCGUCCUCGUCGACAACCGCCACGAGGUCAGGGAGAGCACCGGCGAGGGUAUCGGCGCCGCCCUGGAGGACGGACAGCUCAUCGAGGUGGGCCAGGUGCUGGACUGGAAGAGCGAUAGGCCCACGUCCCCCCGGGGCGCACUCUCCCCUGCGCAGGUGGACGCCUGGACGAGCCACGGCUUUGCCGUCUACAAGAGCGUGGGCGUCAGCGUCACCGAUCUGGUGUCGGGUAGCAAGAUUCUAGACCUGGCCAAGGAGAAGAAUGUCGGAACAUUGGUGUCUAAUUUUUAA